AUGAGAGGAGCAGAUAUAAAUACUACUCACUAUCUGGUAAGAGGAUAUGUAUCUAUUAAGCUUAAGUGUCCACAGAAAAGAAAGAAGCGUGUAAGACAGCCUGCUUUAGAGAACUUGCGUGAUAGAUCUAAGAGCCAGGAAUAUAGUAACAAAAUAGCUGAAAAAUACUAUACCAACGAUCAGGAGCUUGGAAACUCUCCUUUAGAAGAACAAUGGAAGAAAUUGAGAGACAUUAUAACUGAUGUCUCGUUUGAAGUUCUGGGUGAAAGGGGCCGGAAAAAGAGAACAGAACACCUCUCAAAGGAUACUAAGAAUCUCCUAAAAGAACGAGGUGAGAUUAAAAAGAAACCUAGUACUGCUGAGAAUCGUGCUAAGUACUCGCAGAUUAACGGUCUUGUUAGGCAGAACUGUAAAAGAGAUGAUAAUGCCUGGGCUGUUAGAGUAGCUGAGGAAUUGGAAGAGGCUGCCAAGCAGGGUCAACAAAGAGAUGUUUGGCAGAAAAUAAAAUCCCUUACAAACAAGAGAGUAAACAGAUCUGCGGCAGUGCGGGAUAAGAAUGGGACACUUAUAUCAGAUCCCGAAGCUCAGUCACAUCGCUGGGCCGAAUAUUUUGAAGAACUCUUGACGCCAGCAGCAGAUGCGGUGGAUUUCUCUCUAUUGGAUGAGGACGAAAAGGUACUUUCUUUUGAAUAUCUUAGUAAUGAUGAUGAGCCACCGUCCUUGUUUGAAAUUGAGGAAGCUAUCAAGAAGUUGAAGAACUACAAAAGUGCUGGAAUUGAUGAAAUUUCAAAUGAGCAGUUAAAGUACGGUUCUCCUGGACUUCUGCCUUGGUUAAAAGAUUUGUUUGAAACUGUAUGGAAAAGUGAGGAUAUUCCUAGUGAUUGGAGGAAAGGAAUCAUCACCAUCAUCCCAAAGAAAGGGGACCUCACAUAUUGCAACAACAACAGAGGGAUAACUCUACGCUCCACCGUAUCGAAGUCUGGUAUGUGUGACCCGAGAGUUGAUAACGGGUACGUUGCUCCUAAUUGCCGGAAGUCUUGUGGUAGUUGUAUUGACACAACUUACAACUACCUCACAAUGAUAAAGCCGCUGCGGUCCCACAACCUCAGGGAGGGAGACAGUCUACUGCUAGAAGCAAGAGCUCAGGGAAAUCCCAGUCCACGAGCCAGGAUAGAAUUCUCAAGGGGUGAGGGAGGGAGGAAACUGCUAGACUCGACAGUGCUGGAGGGUGAAGAUGGAACUAUCAUCGUAUCUUACCACAUACCUGAAGUAGGACUGGGGGACAGCGGAGUUUACAUAGCCACAUUUGAAAACAGUAUAGCCAGGGAAGAGACACGUUCCCAUGUUAACGUUACUCAGCGAACCAGGGAGCCAAGAUUGGAGAUAAUACGUGGGCUUGAAAAGAAAACAGAAGUAAAAAACGGAGAGUUCUUAGUCCUAGAGGUAGAAGUAGAGUGUGACGUGGUUCCUGAUUACAGUGAAAUGUACCAAUAUCGCCAGGACCAGUGGGUGAAACUUAGCGACUUCGACUUCUACUCUGUGGUUCCCGGUAGAUUCAUAGGUCGUUAUCAGGUGGUAUCAGCGAUCAGUGCGAACAGUGGAGAGUACAUGUUUACUGUUGGGAAUAGACAUCUAGUAAGGAAAUCAUUCGGCAGAGUCACUAUUCUAACUAAACAAGUGCUGCUGGAGUUUAGGGAAAACCCAGGUAACAUAAGUAUCAGCACUGGGGACAGUCUCUCCUGGUCUCUCCAUAUAGACUUCUACCCUGACCAACCCACGAUACUUGUUUACCGAGUGCAGGAUUAUUUGUGGAGUAAAGUGGAAGAUAACCUCAAGAUAGGACGGUCACGAAGAAAUAAUCAAUCACGUGACGUCAUCAAGUCACGUGAUGUCAUCAGCUCACGUGACGUCAUCACAGCGACAUACUUGACCGUGCAGUUCUACAAAGAGGAGGCUACGCCCGACGACCAGGGGAAAUAUGUGGUUGUUGCAGCUGGAAAUGACUUAAACAGAAAACUGUCGUUCUGGGUGAACGUGACCAAUAACUCUAAUGUGGCUAAUGAUUUACAGACAAUGGAAGAGGAUCACUUGUUCGAUAAUACAUUUGAUGAUGUUCCCUCCGGGUUUAUUGAGCCACAAUUUGCUGAAGUGCUCGAUAAUGUGACGAGUGCUCGAGGUAAGGAGGUAAAACUGAACGUGGUGGCGUACGGAUCCGAUAAACUUAGACUUUCUAUCUUCAAGACGGAAGAAGAUGAAGAUGUGUUGCUAGCCGCAGCAUCACCCUCGCUAAACUCAAACUGGCUCAAUCUUACUUACGUCAUCGACAAUUUGCAGCCGUUUAAUGUUGGAGAGUACAAGGCAGUGCUUUCAAACGGACCAGUAACGAAGACAGCUACAGGAUGGGUAGCAAUACAGAAUUCUGACAAGUGGACAGAAAAACAGGCACACGAAGUUGAGGGUAGCAAUCCUUCGGUUAAGAAAUUACGGAUCACGUGAUGUUCGAAUCAUCAAUAAAAUAGACCCUCAGAAUUGCACAUUAGAUAGCAUGUGUUGUUAUUAUUAAACAUUAUAUUUUUAACAGGGAACAGUAGUAGUAUGUGUUAUGGUAACUAUGGUUACCAUGGUUAGUAUGGUGAAUUAAUAACAGUGUUCAGCCUAUAUCUGACUAUUUUAUGGAUAAUUAGUGUAAAUUGGCAGAC
Molecule: messenger RNA, 2699 nt
Organism: Bolinopsis microptera
Lineage: Eukaryota; Metazoa; Ctenophora; Tentaculata; Lobata; Bolinopsidae
Exons: 14
Coding region: 1-2496 (831 amino acids)
Source: RefSeq, a predicted model, not a curated record